Molecule: messenger RNA, 2295 nt
Organism: Aspergillus ruber CBS 135680
Lineage: Eukaryota; Fungi; Ascomycota; Eurotiomycetes; Eurotiales; Aspergillaceae
Gene: flbA
Product: developmental regulator FlbA
Exons: 4
Coding region: 1-2295 (764 amino acids)
Biological process (GO): intracellular signal transduction
Source: RefSeq, a predicted model, not a curated record
AUGCCAACCAUAUCUUCAACUUCUUCCCCCGACAUCACUUCUCCUCCUACCUCUCAUACUCAUCAACCGUCGUCGUCGUCUUCUACCUCCUCUGCCUCUACCUUUACCUCCGCUGCGGCUAUUCAAGCCCCGGAAACUACAACAACAACUACCACAACUACUACUGAGUCUACUACUGAACCCGCCACAGAGCCUACAGAGCCUGCUUCUACAGACAGCCGUCCUUCCUCUCAAUCCUCGACUGCCUCAUCGCUGUCUACUCCAACAGCCUCCGUCACAGUCCCUCCGCAGUCGGCUUCCCCCACUUCCUCCACUGCCGACACCGCCAGCGUCACUACUGCUGCCACAAACAGCACACCCAACACCUCCGCCGACUCCGGUAGCACAAGCAACGACUACUUCACCUACCCCUAUAAUAGAGAGAGCACCAGCACUCCCCUCGGUUUCUCUGGUUCCGUCGUUGGUUCUGUUUCCCGUCGUAAUCGUCGUUCACUGGCUGCUUUUGCUCGUGAAAAGACUUCCUCCGCUCUCGCCAGUCUUUCCGCCAUUGGUACUACUAAUAACUCUACGCUCCAUUCGUCCACUUCAUCGGGAAGUUUGUCCAAGCAUUCCCACAAACCGUCUCAGCUCAGUAGUACCAGUGAGAGCAUCUCUCCUUUCUCCGACUGGAAUUCGACUAGCCCCGAUCAAUUGAGCCCCGCACCCGCCGAUUUCCCCGCCAGUUCCUCCGCGCCCACUGCCCAGCUUGACGGUGGUCCCUCGCAGAAAAUGCACCAAACUUCUUCUAGAUUGCUUCGGAUGACCGAAGAUGAUCGGCCUUUCACCAAGGAUUUCAUGGAUCUUUUCUCGACCCUUAUGGUCAGCUUAAAAUUGGAUACCCACCGCGUGCGAUUCACCCGUUAUGACCACUCCUUCACUGCCGAAGAAGCCAUCAACAACUUGGGCUCGCUCAAGUUUUCCCAGUCGAACCGUAUGCCGGAUCCCAAAGAUCCCUCCCGCAUCGUGACCACAACGACGACCACCACCUUUUCCAUGGCCAAAGAAAUGGCCCGGUCGGUAUGCCAGCGCUUUGUUGACGCCCGUUUCAUCGAGGCCACCGAUGGCAAGGUUCUGGCUAUCUUCCCCUUGAAGGGUGCUCUGUUCCAUCUCACCCCCAAGGGUAUCAACAUUCUUCAACGUUUCUGCCAGCGCAACGGUAUCACCGCACAGCAUGUCAUUGCAGUUUUGGAGUCGCCGCGGAAUACCAUGCAGCUGGUCAAUUUGGAGCGUGACACGGAAAGCGACAAGCUGUCAUACGAUCGGGCUACCAUUGAAGUCAUCUUCCGUCGCUUCGCUGGCCAGGACGGCCCCAACGUCAAGAGCAGUACUUCAAGCUCUGAUUCCGACUCCCUCAGCGACUACUCCAACGGGAUAGUUGGUGUUAAAAUGGCCAAGGAGCGCAAGCUUAAUGAAAAGACUCACCUGAAUACCUUCACAGGCAAGGCUGCCGUUGACUGGCUCAUGGACUGCUCGACUACCAUUGAGCGCCGCGAAACCGUUUUGAUUGCUGAACUGUUUGUCAAGUACGGCCUAAUCACCAUGAUUCAGGAUGACGAGGAGUUCCCUCAGGCUGAGGACUCACUGGCCGUGUUCCAGCCUUCCAAGUACGCCAUCUACGGUCUCACAGAGCGCGGUCAGCGGGUUUGUGGAUGGCUCGCUCGCGAUCGGGCCCGUGACACUCCUCCAAUCUACGAUGUUCGCAACUUGGCCGCAAAGGACUCGAAUAAUGCCCGUCUCCAACACAUCCUCGGUGAUGCCGCUCUGCGUCUGCUCUUCCGUGAAUUUCUGCGUUACUCUUUGUGUGAAGAGAAUCUUUCAUUCUAUCUCGACGUGUCGGAAUUUACUGCCACCUACCGCAAGGCUGAGAACGCGGGCACCUUUAAGAGACCGGAUGCCGUCCGUGAGACUCUGGCCGCCGCAUAUGGUUUGUACAACGCUUUCUUGGCCCCGGGCUCCCCUUGCGAGUUGAACAUCGACCACGCUUUGCGCAACAGCCUUGCUAGCCGUAUGACAAAGGCGGUUGGCGAUGACGAAUCGAUGCUCAAGAGUCUUCAGGAAGUUGAGCAACUUUUUGAAAUGGCUCAGACUUCCGUGUUUAAGUUGAUGUCUAGUGACUCUGUUCCCAAGUUCUUGCGUGACCCCAAAUACACCACUGUGCUCCAGGAGCACGAUGUGGAUUUGGGUAUCACCCGAUCCUACUCGCCCACUCAGUCUUCGAUUCCGGAACGUUCCACCAGCCGUUCUGCGCGGUCAUGA